Molecule: messenger RNA, 2034 nt
Organism: Trichomonas vaginalis G3
Lineage: Eukaryota; Parabasalia; Trichomonadida; Trichomonadidae
Product: ER to Golgi vesicle-mediated transport
Exons: 1
Coding region: 1-2034 (677 amino acids)
Biological process (GO): COPII-coated vesicle cargo loading; endoplasmic reticulum to Golgi vesicle-mediated transport; intracellular protein transport
Cellular component (GO): COPII vesicle coat; endoplasmic reticulum exit site
Molecular function (GO): SNARE binding; zinc ion binding
Source: RefSeq, a predicted model, not a curated record
AUGAAGCGACUCUUUCGCUUCAUUGGGCUGCAGCCGGCCACUGCAACCCAUUCGAAAGAGUUCAACCAUCAUGUGAUAGAUCCCAUAUCCCCAUGGGAAAAUCCGAAAUUAACAGAGACUUCGUGCAACAACUUACCAUCAUAUUUCAGAUCUUUUACACGGUAUUUGCCAAAUACACCAGAGCUGGAGAAGGAUUGCUUGAUGCCUCUUGGUAUUGUGAUUGAUCCAGGACGAGUUACAAAUGUUCCGAUGAUUGAUUUUUCGCAUACGGAAAUUCCAAGGUGUUCAAAAUGCUCUGCUUAUCUGUCUUGCUUUUGCACUCUAUCAUAUGAUCAGAGGAGUUGGAAAUGCGCAAUUUGCGGCAAUACAACAAAAUUUACACCAAGAUAUUUGAGAAAUUACUCAAAUUUUAAAGAAUUGACAUGUUCGGUAUAUGACAUGAAAGCCCCAAGAUCCUAUAUAAAGCGUCCACAAAUCACGAAAUCCUUUCUAUUUAUAAUUGACAUAUCAGAAAACGCAAUUUUAUCAGGGUUCACAAAGCAAUUCAUUCAGACUCUGAAAAUAACUAUCGAGAAAUUACCAGAUUCGACGUCAAUUAGCUUGGUUACAAGCGGCAAUUUUGUUUCUGUAUUCGAUAUACAGAAUAUGAAAGAAACAAUCAUCCCAGACCCUAUUGGUUUUGUUGGAACACCAAACUACAUUCCGUUACUUGGUAAUGUCAGAGAAAAACUCAUGAUUUUAUUUGAUAAAUUGUUAUUACGACAACCGACAUCGAAAAUCAACUGUUUCGGUAGUGCUUUGUCUGUUGCUGGCUCCAUACUACGUGUUUAUGGUGGAGUUAUUGUUGCUAGCUGCUGUGGAUGUCCAAAUUCAGGUCCAUUAGCAGUUCAAAGCAGAAUUGAGACGAAUCCGACCAUUUCGGAAAAAGAGCUUCUCAAUAUUUCACCAGGUGAUGAAAUCGGUGAAAAAUUUUCAAAAUUAUCUCUCAAAUUGAACAGAAGAGGAAUUUCAGUACAUUUAUUUGCAUAUUCCACUAGCCAUACAGAGAUCGCAAUCAUUGGUGCUGUUUGUGGCCUCACAGGUGGAAAAUGUCAUUUUUAUAAUAAUUUUGAUCCAGUGAAACUGAACAACGACCUUUUCUACACGAUGAUUGACAGAUACAAAUGGAAUUGCUCCAUGAAAUUCCGCUGCAGUCCUGGAAUCCAGAUCAGAAAAACGUUUGGAAAUUUAACAAAUCAGGAUGAAACGGCCUAUUUCCCGAUUCUUACAUCGGAUGCUGCAAUAACAUUUGCUCUGACCAUCACACAACCCAUAACCAAUGCAAUAUUCCAAGCAGCUCUACUUUGGUCAAUGGGUCCUUCGCAUUAUUACGUCAGAAUCUUCAAUUUCUCAAUCCCGAUUGCUUGUUCCAUCCCACAGAUGAUGAAGUCACUCGACGAACUUGCUUUAACAGCUUUUUUUGCUAAGCAUUCCGUUACUUGCUUAUUAAACAGCGGAAAAGCUAAAGCAUCGUCCGAAUUAAUGUGGCUUUUGACCGAAUUGGCCAAGAGAGGAGCUGAAUUUCAUUCAAUGUACUCAAUUGUUCAUGCUUUGAGCCAAAAUGAAAUUAUUUCCAAUUCCUCGUUCGAUUUGAUCGAUGCAAGGAUUGCAAAUGUUCUUAACAUCAGAAUGAUGAGUGCAAUUGACUGCUUACUCUUCAUUUAUCCAAGACUUAUUGAUCUAAAAACUUAUAACGUUCUUAGAUUGAGAAAACAGAACAUUUGCGAUGGAGUUUUCGCCUUGCAUGAACAUAACAGGAUUGUUGUUUGGGGAUAUCCACAGCAAAAUUCGGAUUUAAUCCCAACAAUUGUUAAUUCAAAGGAAUUUGUUGGAAAAACAGAAAAAAUGAUGAAUAUAUCAGGAAAAUAUCUCCCUGUCGAAAUCCUGAAUUCUAAUGAAGGAAAUCUUUACGCAACAAAAAGAAUGUACGAAGAUGGAGGUCCAAAGAACUUCGAUGACUGGAUGAAUGAUCUCAAAAUGGUUUCUCAGCAUUAA